Morone saxatilis (striped sea-bass) is the source of this 4218-nucleotide messenger RNA. RefSeq names its product roundabout homolog 2-like. The transcript has 27 exons. Gene Ontology annotation, molecular function: protein binding. NCBI's taxonomy places the organism in Eukaryota, Metazoa, Chordata, Actinopteri, Moronidae. The record is from RefSeq and is a predicted model, not a curated record. Bases 1 to 4218 code for a protein of 1405 amino acids.
AUGGGUCCUCUACAGUAUUUCUUUCUCUGUGGACUUCUGUACACCCAAACCGACGGGUCUCGUCUUCGCCAGGAAGACUUCCCUCCCCGCAUUGUGGAGCACCCCUCUGACCUCAUUGUGUCCAAAGGGGAACCAGCCACUCUCAACUGCAAAGCAGAGGGCCGUCCAACCCCCACCGUGGAAUGGUACAAAGAUGGGGAGCGCGUUGAGACGGAUCGCGACAACCCCCGCUCCCACCGCAUGCUGCUGCCCAGCGGGUCCCUCUUCUUCCUGCGCAUCGUCCACGGACGAAGGAGCAAGCCUGACGAUGGCAGCUACGUGUGUGUGGCCCGAAACUAUCUGGGAGAGGCUGUAAGCCGGAACGCAUCUCUAGAAGUAGCAUUGUUGCGCGAUGACUUCAGACAGAAUCCACAGGAUGUGGUGGUGGCAGUUGGGGAGAGUGCCAGUCUUGAGUGUCAGCCUCCACGUGGGCAUCCUGAACCCACCACCUUCUGGAGGAAAGCAGAAGCUCGUCUUGACCUCAAAGAUGACAGGAUCACGGUUCGUGGAGGAAAGCUGACCAUCUCAAAUACCAAGAAGACUGAUGCGGGGACAUAUGUGUGUGUGGCGGCCAACAUGGUUGGGGAGAGAGAAAGUGAAAAAGCUCAGCUCUCAGUAUUUGAAAGACCAGUGUUUGUGCAACGGCCUGUGAACCAGGUGGUCUUAGUUGACGAGAGUGUGGAGUUCAGGUGUCAGGUCCAUGGUGACCCACAGCCUACACUGCGUUGGAAAAAGGAGGACGUGGAUAUUACCCGUGGCAGGUAUGACAUCAGAUAUGAAAAAGAGGACUUCCUGCUGAGGAUAAAGAGAGCAUUAGUCAGUGAUCAGGGAACUUUCACUUGCCUAGCAGAGAACCGUGUGGGUAAAGUGGAGGCCUCUGCCUACCUGACUAUCAGAGCUCGCCCCGUUGAGGCACCCCAGUUUGUGGUGCGACCCCGUGACCAGAUUGUCGCACAAGGGCGAACAGCUACCUUUCCUUGUGAGACCAGGGGCAAACCUCAACCUACUGUCUUCUGGCAGCGAGAGGGUAGCCAGGAUCUUCUGUUUCCCAACCAGCCAACACAGGGAGAUAGCCGUGUUUCUGUGUCUGUGAAUGGAGAGUUGACCAUUUCAUCUGUGCAACGCUCUGAUGCAGGGUAUUACAUCUGCCAGGCUCUCACUGUAGCAGGCAGCAUCAUGGCCAAGGCCCAGCUUGAGGUAUCAGACGCCCUGAAGGACCGCCCACCACCCAUCAUCCGGCAGGGCCCAUCCAACCAGACGCAGGCAGUGGGAGGUGUGGCCCUACUUAGGUGUCAGGCGUCAGGGGACCCAGAGCCUACGGUCACCUGGCGAAAGAAUGGGGCCAGUCUGCUUGGAAAGGACCCACGGUUUUCCCUGCUGGAGCAUGGCAGUCUUCAGAUCCAAAGUACCAGGCUGUCUGACUUAGGGUUGUACACCUGUGUUGCUACCAGCUCCAGUGGAGAAACCUCCUGGAGUGCCUACUUGGAUGUCAGAGAUUCCACUGACCUCGAAGACUUCAUGUCUCACAACGCAACGGCCCUCCCAGGGCCGCCCUCCAAGCCAGAGGUCACGGAUGUUACCAAAAGCAGUAUCUCGUUGUCAUGGGAACCGGGGCCAGAGGCAGGCUCCCCAGUGUCCUCCUAUGUCAUUGAGGCCUUUGGUCAGUCAGUGAGUAACAGCUGGCAAACAGUGGCAGACCACGUGAAGACCACCGAGUUCACAGUCAAAGACCUACGACCCAAUACUGUCUACCUGUUCAUCAUCAGGGCAGUCAAUGCUCAAGGGCUCGGGGACCCCAGCCCCAUGUCUGAGCCUGUCCGGACUCAAGACAUUAGUCCCACAGCGCAGGGAGUGGACCAUCGUCGCGUGCAGAAGGAGUUGGGGGAUGUGGUGGUUAGCAUGCAUAACCCUGUGGUCCUUAGCUCCACUUCAGUGCAGGUCACCUGGACUGUGGAGAAUCCAUCCCAGUUUAUUCAAGGCUACCGUGUUUUGUUCCGGCAGACAUCAGGUCUACCCUCCCCAGGGCCAUGGCAGAUACAGGACUUGAAGGUUGCCUCAGAGAGGGACAUAACUCUCUCUGAUCUGAAGAAAGGCAUCGUCUAUGAGAUUAAAGUGCGACCAUACUUCAAUGAGUUCCAGGGUGCAGACAGUGAAUCCAUGACAGCACGCACCAUGGAAGAAGCACCCGGUGCGCCUCCGCAGCAAGUGACAGUGUUGACAGUAGGGAGCCAUAACAGCACAUCCAUCAGUGUGUCAUGGGACCCUCCUCCCUCCGACCAACAGAACGGCAUCAUCCAGGAGUACAAGAUCUGGUGUUUGGCCAACGAAACCCGCUUUCAUGUCAAUAAGUCUGUGGACGCAACCAUCCGUUCAGUGGUAGUCGGGGGGCUGCAGGCUGGAGUGCAGUACCGCGUGGAGGUGGCUGCAGGCACCAGCGCAGGGGUGGGGGUCAAGAGCAAACCCCAGCUCAUCAUUUUGGGUGCAGAACUGAGGGAUAUAAUGACGGGAUCAGAGGGCAACAAUAGCAUCUCAGACGUAGUGAAGCAGCCGGCCUUCAUCGCUGGUCUGGGAGGGGCCUGCUGGAUUGUCCUCAUGGGCUUCAGUGCCUGGCUGUACUGGAGGAGAAAAAAAAGGAAGGGACUCAGCAACUAUGCAGUCCAGUCCUUCACCUUUACUCGUGCAGUUACAUUCCAAAGAGACAGAGGCCUAAUCAGAAAUGGAAGCCGUCCGGGGCUGUUAAAAGCGGGUGACCCAGGCCUCCCCUGGUUGGCUGACUCCUGGCCCUCCACAAGCCUCCCAGCUAAUGGGGGCUUGGGGAGUCCGAAGGGCGGCAGCAACUUUGGCCGAGGAGAUGUUUUACCGUCCGCAGCGGUGGAGAAGACGGGCACCAUGCUGUCUGAUGGUGCCAUCUACAGCAGUAUUGACUUCAUGGGGAAGGCAGGCUAUAGCAGCCCAGCACGAGGCAGUCAGCCCACCCCCUAUGCCACCACUCAGAUACUCCAGUCCAACAGCUUCCACGAGCUGGCUGUGGACAGGCCAGAUCCCCGCUGGAAGGCUUCUCUCCAAGCCCAGCAGGAAAUAGCAAACCUGGGCUACUCGCUAACUGACAGACGCCCUGGCAGUGGUGCAAAGGUUGGGAAGAAAAAGAAGGUGAAGGGUGGAACAAAGGGCUCUAAAUCAAAUGGGACAUGUUGGGCUAACAUGCCCCUGCCUCCACCACCGAUGCACCCUCUCCCUGGUACCGAGGUUGAACUUGACCGUUACCCCCAGGAAAACCACGUAGGAGGGUAUGACAGCAACAGUUGGGCUCCGCCCAUGUCUGUCCAGACCUAUCGCCACCAGAAUCUGGACAAAGAGGUAGAGGAAGAGAGAGGUCCCACUCCCCCCCUUAGAGGAAGAUCAUCCUCACCGGCAGCACCCUUCAACCAGCCCUCAUCUUCCUCUCUCAGCUCCGCCCACCACGAGGAAAUGCAAUCCAUUCUGCAGGCCCACUUGGACGAGCUGACCAGAGCUUACCAAUACGAGGUGGCCAAGCAGGCAUGGCACAUGAAGAGCAGUCCAAACGUGUCCAACACCCCCAUCCCUCCGAUGGACUUCAUGUCCAGUACACUGGGCUCUGAUUUGGGAGACACUCUCCUUUCUGAAGAAGAUGAAGAGGAGGAAAGAUACGCUAUGGUGUCAAAGAAUCUGUGUGGCUUUGAAUACACUCCCGGUCACAGCGUGGAUAACCUUGAGGGCUCAGGUAAAAGCUCGCAGCAGUGUCGCUCAGACAGCUCCGGCACAGCAGACCAUGAUGCACAGGGCACACAUAGCCUUGGCCACAAGAGGGCCCCACUGACUGGCCUCAAGCCGCAGACAGACAAGGUCGGGACUCUGCCCAGACGAAGAGACACCAACACAGAUACCCACACACCGGUCAUGAAGUCCCUGCACAGUGUUGGUUCCCGCAUGCACAGCUCGUGGGCAGCUGCAGCCUCAGACCCCUCUGAGGAGUGCAUGGUGACCGUGUCGACACUGGAGCGGCAGCAUAUGGCUUCCUGGAGCGGCACAACAACAUCCAACAGGGCCACCCUGAGCAGGGGUUCCCACAAGAGACCUGGCACAGAUCCCUCCCACAACGGGCAUCCUCCCACAAACAGCACAGAGAAAAGGGAACACUGUGAGUGUCAACCCUCUUGA